This is a messenger RNA of Rhincodon typus (whale shark), 4376 nucleotides long. RefSeq names its product trafficking protein particle complex subunit 3 (gene trappc3). Lineage: Eukaryota; Metazoa; Chordata; Chondrichthyes; Orectolobiformes; Rhincodontidae. The transcript has 5 exons. The record is from RefSeq and is a predicted model, not a curated record. Bases 55 to 687 code for a protein of 210 amino acids. Gene Ontology annotation, biological process: intra-Golgi vesicle-mediated transport; endoplasmic reticulum to Golgi vesicle-mediated transport. Gene Ontology annotation, cellular component: cytosol; TRAPP complex; cis-Golgi network membrane.
UCCCGCAGGAAGACACUACAUCUCCCAGCAGGCAGCGAGGGUCCGCGCGCAUGCAUGCUCCUCCCCUCUUCAUCCCCCUCCCUUCCCCAGAAGCUUGCGGUGAGGAGGUUUUUUUCCACAGGCGAAGCUGAGGGUCGGCUCGGAACUUUGAGUGGGGUAGAAAGAUGUCUCGCCAGGCGAACCGAGAAUUCAGAGCUAUUCACGUUGACUUAUGGAGCUCUAGUUACACAACUGUGUAAAGAUUAUGAAAAUGAUGAAGAUGUCAAUAAGCAGUUGGAUAAAAUGGGGUAUAACAUUGGAGUCAGACUGAUAGAAGAUUUUUUAGCUCGUUCUAAUGUUGGACGAUGUCAUGAUUUUCGUGAAACUGCAGAUGUUAUUGCCAAGGUUGCUUUUAAAAUGUACCUGGGUAUAACUCCCAGUGUGACCAACUGGAGUCCAGCAGGGGAUGAAUUUUCAUUAAUUCUGGAAAAUAAUCCACUUGUUGACUUUGUGGAAUUGCCUGAUAAUCAUUCCGGUUUGAUCUACUCUAAUCUUCUCUGCGGAGUUCUGAGAGGUGCAUUGGAAAUGGUUCAAAUGGCAAUUGAUGUGAAAUUUGUCCAGGACACACUCAAGGGUGACAAUGUAACAGAAAUCAGACUGAAAUUCAUUAAAAGAAUUGAAGAAAAUCUUCCAGCUGGAGAAGAAUAACAUGUCAAAGCAUUGUAUGAUCCUGGACAGUAAGAAGAUAUUCUGUCAUCACUGUAGAUUGUUGCGUGUGAGUUUAUAUUAUUGGCAAAAGUUUGACAUUAAGACCAUGACUGGAAAACCAUUUAUUAGCCAUGGAUUUAACCUGGAGAGACUCCAAAAGUGAAUACAGCUGUGAAUUCCUGUGUUCAUGCUCUGCCACCUUCUUCCAGAUCAUAUCAAAUAUUGGUGUUUUUCAUUAUUGUUCUAUAAUCCGUAUAUCUGUAGAUUAUAAAUCUCUGGGGUCUUCAAAAAAUUGUCAUCUUUACCUCUUCUUUUGACACAAAGCCUAUAUGUUACUUCUUAAGAAUGCAAUGUUAAUGUUUACAAGGUCACCACUGCUCUGUUCUUCCCCAACCUGUACUCUAUUGUGGUCAAAGCAUUUUGUUCAGAAUGAUUGAAGAACUGUCUCAUUAACAUGCACCAUUGUUUCUGGCUGAUGACAUCAUGGAUUUGUGGAAUUUUGUGUUGGUAGUAAUGUGGAGCUGCAUGGGGUUUGAAGGAAAACUGCUUUAAAAUGAUAAACAAUGGUAAAUGUUGGAACAACAUUCAGAUGCUGACUGAUCUGCUAAAGAGGUAAGACCCUUAACACGUGUUUUGGGUGAAGCUUGGUGGUGCUUUGUCUUUCAGUGUUUUAAUUAUUUAUUGCAUUUGCAUUUUUUCUUCUUUAACACAAUGUUUGUGCUUAAUGAGGGUGCUAUUCAUUCUGCAUCAUGUUGAUCCGAUUCUACUUAUACAUUGCUUCACUAGGAAUUUAAUUUGGUAUGGACUUUACUCCAGCACGAAGCUAUUCCUUCAAGUCUUUGUGGUUGUACACUCCAGAGAUGAUCCAGCUAAAAUAGAAACAAAGUUCUGAAUUUCUUCCAUAAUAAAGUUCCAAAGUAAGAACAAUGGAAAUUCCACCACACAUACUACUGUUAACAGACAAUAUAGCUGCCUGAAAAAUGAUUCUAAUAAGUUGGUUUCAUCUUGUUUGAGGUGUGACAAUGGCAAAAAGGUGUACUUUUUUGUAAAGCUGCAGCACUGAAAGCAUUUUUGUGAAUUCAUCCAAUUGAUACAACUUAGUGGCUCCAUUCAACUUGUCAGGGCAAAUGCUGCAGCCCAUAAAGUUUAAUUGUUUUGUGCUUGCCAUUGUCAAUGUUCUAGUAUAUACAGGAAAUUUUUCAACAGAAAACUAAGUAUGCUUUGGGCAUUCAGAUUUUAACAUCUCACCUAUCUAGAAUCUCAGAUUUGUUUGUAUUUUAUAUCAUUAGAGUCCCAAAAAAUGAUGCAAUAAGAUGCUGAGGCUUUAUUUAGUCCAAUGAUAACUUAUUUGUAUCAAUUUUGUUAUUUAAAAUGUUUUUGGUUUGGUACCUGAUGUAACUUUCAGGCCAAAUUUGAACAUGGUACUGAUUCUAAUAUAUGUUGUUUCUAACUCUGAAUUCCAUUAUCUGACAUUUAAUCUUUUCAUGAUUUGGAAAAUAUGCAUGUUCGCUUAUCUGUGAGCAAUGGUAAGUCUGAUAAUGGUAAUGAAGGAUGAAUGGAAAACUAGGUAACAUUUUUAAAAAGACACCCCUUCAAGCUUUUCAAGAGAAGAUGUAACUCAAAUUUGUUUCCAGUUCCAAGGAAAAGAUUUAGGUGCCCCAUAUCGUUUUUUUUUCAAUAGCAAUUGGCUAUCUAAUUUUUACCUAAAGGGAGAAGAACAAAAACUAAUUGAAAUGAUUUCUUUCAGCACAAUAUACAAAUGUGCUGCUUUCACUUAAUGUUAUGCUGCCUUGCUGCUAAGAAGUUUCCAGAUUUGUGGACGAAAUGAGGGACAGACCUGGUAACAAACUGAAAUAAGCGGGUGUUUCAGCUUAUAUGCAGCUUGGAGAAUUUUCUAAAUGCUUAUGCACUUGCAAAGUUUAUUCAAACUGUAUCUCAAAAUUUACUGUGAUUACCAUUUUCCAUCUGAACACUGAUAUUGAGCACUAAAUUUGGUUAGCAGCCUGCUUUUAUGUAUUUUUGUCUGUUUAUUUUAGGUUCUGUUUGUUCUAAAGUUACUUAGAAGUUAGGCCAGUUUGCCUUUGAGAUAUAAAAAGAAAACUGGUGACUAUAAUUCUGCAUAUGUAGAGAUUUGAAUUCCACUCCUGCCCUAACCCAUCGUGACCUAAUUCCAAAACAGAACCCUAAGUCAAAUCAAAAGUAGUAAAUGGGUAGCAUUGCAUUAUACAGGAGAUGUAACAUUUAAAAUGUGAAUUUCAUAGCUAAUAAAUAAAGCUGUAUUGUUUAUAAUAUUUAAUGUAUAGACUUUAUUGAAAACUGUAUUUCAAACUCAUUUAAAACAACCUAAUAAUAUAUAACAUGAAGCAGGAAGAAGAUUGUUUUUAUUCUUUUACUGGAAUUGGGUGUUGCUAGCUUGGCCAGCAUGUGUUACCCAUCCCAAAAUGCCCUUGAGAACGUGAUGAGCUGCUGGAUUGGACGUUGCCAUCUGUAGUGUUUGUAACGAGGUCAGCCAUUGGAUUUAUCAUAUGAGUUCCCUGACUAGGGGCUGUUUUUUCUGGUCUAAUCAGGGAGCCCUGGCUGACAGGUAUGAACAGGAGUGUUAGAAUUUCCGUUCGCUGAGAGAGCUGCGUCUGAGGAAGCUGGACCCGGGUCAAGUACUAUGCACAUGUAAAUAAAAAGGGACUUAGUGACGGGAUACUGACCUCUGGAGUUAUUUCACUGUCCAUGGGGUGUAAGUACACCAUAGUACUAUUAGGAUGGCAGUUUCAGGAUUUUGACCCAACAAGAGUGAGAAAAAAGCAAUAUAAUUCAAAUCAGGAUCGUGUAAGACUUGGAAGAGAACAGGUUGCUUCCUUGUCCUCCUAGGUGGUAAAUGUUUAAAGUUUGGAUGGUGCUAUUGAAGGAACCCUGGUGAGUUCUUGAGGUGCUUCUUGGAGAUUAUUCCCACUGCACAAUGUGCACCAAGCUGGUGGAGAGAGUGGAUGGGGUGCCAGUCAGUGUGACAGAUGGGCCAUAAAUCUAAUUCCUUUUUAAUGAAAAAAUUCACAGAUGUUGAUAAAACAAAUUAAAUUAUAUUGAAAUAUACAAAAAAAAGGCAUGAGUCAAGAUUUUUGUCAUCAAAAUAAGCACUUUUCAAUUUAAGUCUUUGAAGGAUAUUUUUUGUCACUGAGAUUUAAAACUAUAAAGUUAGACAUGGGAGAAAAGCUUCAUUUGCCAACCCCCUUUUUAUAGGUUAUAUACCAAUUGCUUUGCACUUCAUUUCAUCUUCUAACGGGCAAGAACAUGAGUACUUUUAUAAGAUGAGGGUGAAAUUUUAAUAAAAUGUGUAUGUUAUUAGAUGUAAUUGGCCAAGUUGAUGGGGAACUGCAAUCAAUAAAUUAAUUGAUAAGCCACCUGAGCAAAUGAACAAAUAAAAGAGUAUUGUUAAGAGUGUACAGGCCUGUGGUCAAAUUAUAGUCAUGUCUUGUAAUUGUAUACACAGGACUAUUCAUGCUGUUGAAGUGAUAUCUUUAAUUCUUCAAUAACUAAAUAAUAGUUCACUUUGUGUGGUUGGUUCCAAAUUAAUAGUUUAUUCUUCAUGUACUGACCCAGAAACUAAGCUGUUCAAUGCAAAUACAAACCUCUUGUGUGAAUUGUUCAACUCUAUAUUUUUGACAGCUCAUUUUGAAUUAAACUAAUGACUAAAUUAA